This is a messenger RNA of Theobroma umbraticum, 3107 nucleotides long. Its product is annotated as Tetratricopeptide repeat (TPR)-like superfamily protein. NCBI's taxonomy places the organism in Eukaryota, Viridiplantae, Streptophyta, Magnoliopsida, Malvales, Malvaceae. Gene Ontology annotation, molecular function: protein binding. The record is from RefSeq and is a predicted model, not a curated record.
ACCAAACUCAGUAUCAGAAACAGCAAAACUGAACUAAACCAAAUGGAACUCCCCAGCAAAUGUUGUCUUCGAAGCUUCUAAAGAAAACCUUUUCUUCUUGCUCAACUAAAGCCUUAAUAGACCAAAUUUCUCAGGCUUUUCUUCACCAGAAACAUUCUAUCGUCUUGAACGCAACUUUACUCUCAAAACUCCAACCAUCUCACGUUAAACCCAUACUUUUAACCCUCCAAUCCAAACCCCAUUCUGCCCUUAACUUUUUUCGAUGGACCCAAAGUUUCUUAAAAUUACCCCACGGUGUACCCUCCUACUGUGCACUCAUUUCCCUCUUGCUUCGCCACCGAAUGUUUUGUUCCGCAGCUCUGGUGUUCGAUGAAAUGAUGGUCCGUUUUGGUACGAAUAUCGAUGUUUUUGGUGCUUUUAAUGAAGGAAUCAAGGAUUUUGACUCGAACCCGAAUGUUGUUUUUGGGUUUUUGUUGGAAAGUUACUGCAAGAAAGGGAUGGUGGGUAUGAGUUUUUGUGUGUUUGUGAAAUUGUCUAGAUGCGGUGUUUAUAUGUCGCCUAAUUUGGUGUAUAGGAUGUUGUAUUCUUUAGUUAAUGCGAAUCGUAUUGACAUACUUGUUGAUAACUAUGGUGAAUUGUGUAGACUGUUUAUAACACGGGAUUUUUGUGUUUAUGGGAUUGUAAUGGAAGGGUUUUUGAAGAAGGGGAAGGUUGACAAGGCAUUGAAUUUUCAUAAAGAGGUGAUUGAGAGAGGUUUAGGGGUUGACAUUGUUGCAUGCAACAAGAUUUUGAAUAGUCUUUUAGUAAAUAAGGAAAUAGGAAUUGCUUCUAAGUUGUUUGAUAUGAUACUAAGUCUUGGUCCAUUGCCAAAUGUGGUGACCUUUAGCACAUUGAUUAACAUGUAUUGCAAGGAUGGAAAAUUAGAUAAAGCAUUUGAGGUUUACAAUGCUAUGAGAGAGAGGAACAUAUUACCAGAUUUAAUUAUGUAUGCUAUUCUUAUCGAUGGUUUUUUCAAGGCAGGGAGAUUGGAUGAGGGAGAGAAGCUUCUCUCUGUGGCAUUAGAUCGAGGUGUCAAGUUGGAUGUAGUUGUUUUCAGCUUGAUUAUGGAUGCAUUUGGGAAGGUAGGGGAUUUGGGAAGAGUGGUUCAGGUUUAUAAGAGAAUGUUGGAGGAAGGUUUAUCACCUAAUGUGGUUAGUUACAGCAUUCUCAUAAAUGGGCUGUAUGGGAAUGGUAGGAUGCUUGAAGCUUGUGGUGUAUUUGGUCAAAUUAUCAAACGGGGUUUUGAGCCAUCCAUCGUAACCUAUAGUAGUCUCAUUGAUGGCUUUUGCAAGUUGGGAAAUUUGAGGGAGGGGUUUUAUUUAUUUGAUGAUAUGGUAAAGAAUGGCCAUCAACCUGAUGUCGUUGUUUACAGUGCAUUAAUAAAUGGCCUUUGCAAAGAAGGGCUGAUGACAAGUGCUCUCAUGGUCUUCUUUCACUGUGUAAGCAGGGGUCUAAAACCCAAUAUCUUUACUUUCAACUCCUUGAUGGAUGGUUAUUGUAGGUUGAAACAGUUAAGGAAUGCUGUGAAGGUGUCUACUUUAAUGGGGAUGUAUAACAUAAAACAAGAUAUGGUGACCCACACUGUGCUCAUCAGAGAGAUUUCUAAGCAAGGAAAUUUGGAUGUAGCACUUUUAAUAUUUUUUCAAAUGCUUAAGAGGGGUUUCCCUGGAGAUGCUAUAACAUACUGUACCAUCAUGGCUGGAUUCUGCAAACAUCAAAAUUUAACUUCUGGAUUGCAGAUUUUCAAGCUGAUGCAAAGGAAUGGAGUAGUUCCUGAUAUUGCGAUAUAUAAUGUUCUCCUCAAUAUGUUUUUCAAGGAAUUUCUUCUGGAAGAGGCAUCAGGGCUGUUCAGGAAACUUGUUGAGAAAGGGCCAAAACCUGAUAUUAUAACAUACAACACAAUGAUAUGUGGUUAUUGCUCUUUGAAAAGAUUGGAUGAGGCAAUUAGCCUUUUUAAACAGCUGAACGGUUGCCUCUUCGGACCCAAUUCAAUUACCUUUACCAUAUUGAUUGAUGCUUUCUGCAAGGAGGGUAGAAUGGAUGAUGCCAUGUUGAUGUUUUCCAAAAUGUUGGAGAAGGGUCCAGAACCCAAUGUUGUAGCAUACAGUUGUCUAAUUGAUGGCUACUUCAAAUCCCAAGAUAUGAGGUCUGCAACUGACCUUCACCAAGAGAUGCUUGAAAACAAAAUCUGUCCAAAUAUUGUCAGUUAUAGCAUCCUUAUCGAUGGCUUUUGCAAACGAGGAUUAAUGGCAGAAGCAUCACUUGCAUUCCACUGUGCUCUAGAUAGAUAUUUAUUGCCUGAUGUAGUUGCAUUUACGAUUCUGAUUCGUGGUUAUUGCAAAGUUGGCAGAUUAUUGGAGGCCAUGCUGUUAUGCGAACAAAUGUUCAUGACUGGAAUCAUGCCUGAUGAUUUACUGGAACGAACUCUUGUGGAGUAUAAUCUUUAAAGCCUUGGAAAAGAGUCAUGUACAUGGAUCUUUUCUUGACUCAUUCCACCAAUUUGUGCUCAUCAAUGACUGAUUCUUCGUUCUUUACAACCCUCUAGGAUGAUGUAAGAAACAUUCAGGAACAUGCUGCGGUGCCUCCCAUGUGAAUUUCUCAAGGUCCUUGGUAUUCAAUUGUGCAGUUUCCUGACAAUUUCAAAACAGAAGCAAAGAAUGACUACACUGCAAUGGCACUCAUAUCAAACGUGAUGCACCGUGUAGUUCUCGUCGUCCAGACCAAUGGAAAAAAGAAGUUUCUCACUGCAACAUAGCUGAUCUUCCCAAGGACAAGAACUGCUAGACUAGGCGAUUUCUCAAGCAACUUUGGCAGCAGAAGACUGCGGUAUUCAUUUCAUCCCAGCCUCAGUUGAGUUAUAUUACGAAACACAGGCAGAUCAGAAGUAUUUACAAGGGAGAAAACCUACAUAACAGAGAAAACAUGUCCAAAUUUAUUGAAUACAUAAAGGAGAGCUAUUCAUGCAGAGACUUUUGUAGAGAACCUUUCUCAUUAGAGGAACCUUUGGGUUCAACAUGUUUGAGGCUUAGUCCAGGUUUGUAAAUCAAAGUUCAAUUUGUAUAUCUCAA